UUGAUUUCUGAGCAUCUACUCGCGUUUCUCUCCAGUCAUCCUACCUAAUCUCAGGAUCAUCGCCUCGGCGCAUCACAUAACACCAUGGCUAACUACCUCGCCUCCAUUUUCGGUACAGAACAAGACAAGGUCAACUGCUCCUUCUACUACAAGAUCGGUGCCUGUCGACACGGUGAUCGCUGCUCGCGCAAGCAUGUCAAGCCCUCGUACUCGCAGACCAUCCUGAUGCCGAACAUGUACCAAAAUCCCGCCUACGACCCGAAGAACAAGAUGAACCCGAGUCAGCUGCAGAACCACUUUGAUGCAUUCUAUGAGGAUGUGUGGUGUGAGAUGUGCAAGUACGGCGAAUUGGAGGAGCUGGUUGUUUGCGACAACAACAAUGACCACUUGAUUGGCAACGUCUACGCCCGCUUCAAGUACGAGGAAGACGCACAGGCCGCCUGUGAUGCGCUAAACUCGCGAUGGUACGCAGCGCGACCGAUAUACUGCGAGUUAUCACCGGUGACGGACUUCCGGGAAGCGUGCUGUCGGCUGAAUAGCGGGGAAGGCUGCGUCCGUGGCGGCUUUUGCAAUUUCAUUCAUCGCAAGGAUCCCAGUAAUGAGCUGGAUCGGGAGUUGCGGUUGAGUACGAAGAAGUGGCUGAAGGACCGGGGACGCGAUGCUCGGAGUGUCAGUCGCAGUCCCAGCCCGGAGCCCACCCGGCGGAGAUACUAG
Molecule: messenger RNA, 714 nt
Organism: Aspergillus uvarum CBS 121591
Lineage: Eukaryota; Fungi; Ascomycota; Eurotiomycetes; Eurotiales; Aspergillaceae
Product: zinc finger CCCH domain-containing RNA-binding protein
Exons: 2
Coding region: 85-714 (209 amino acids)
Biological process (GO): mRNA splicing, via spliceosome
Cellular component (GO): spliceosomal complex; U2AF complex
Molecular function (GO): pre-mRNA 3'-splice site binding; metal ion binding
Source: RefSeq, a predicted model, not a curated record